This is a messenger RNA of Sporothrix brasiliensis 5110, 654 nucleotides long. RefSeq lists its product as uncharacterized. The transcript is spliced from 2 exons. The record is from RefSeq and is a predicted model, not a curated record. Lineage: Eukaryota; Fungi; Ascomycota; Sordariomycetes; Ophiostomatales; Ophiostomataceae. The coding region runs from base 1 to 654 and encodes 217 amino acids.
AUGGACCAUCGCACUCAUCGCACCUUUCGAGACGAUGGGCGAGUCAACGCCAACGACGAAGUUAUGGAGGACUUUGCGAGCACCAGUGCACUCAAAUCCCAUUUUUUUGAAGCCAACGAGCACGCACACAGUUCCGACCUGGUAUCGACAACAAGCUUUGCAAAUGCCCAAGAGCUGGAUGCUCUAAUUCAUACAACACCGACAAACUCGCGACAGGCCGAUACCGAGCGCAUCCCAACAGGCUUUCAAGCCAGCUUCUACGGGGCCAUGGAGCUUGACGGGCUCCUCCCUAACAGCAAUGAGAAGCUAGACAACACUCCGGCGUCGACUCCCACCACUGAUGCUGUUGCUUCUGUGCAUUCGGCAUUUAGUGCUAGUUUUAUGGGAAACGAUGAGCUUCAGACCAGAAUGGACGUGGAUGAAUCUCUUUCCUAUCACGAGGACUCCGAGAACAUCAACCAACUCAUCUCCGAGGCUGACGAUGCAGCUCUGGCUGUGCCUGCUGCUGCUGGGUCGACGACGACCACGCAUUCCCAGUCCUCAGUUGCAGUGUCACAGGGUCACGCACCGGGAAAGGGUCUGCUCACCCCGGUGGCUCUUGACCUGAACCGCUACAAUGACAACAUCACUGCAAUUAAGCAUGCGACUGCCUAG